This is a messenger RNA of Lobosporangium transversale, 824 nucleotides long. Its product is annotated as ribosomal protein L5 domain-containing protein. The coding region runs from base 21 to 563 and encodes 180 amino acids. Lineage: Eukaryota; Fungi; Mortierellomycota; Mortierellomycetes; Mortierellales; Mortierellaceae. The transcript has 2 exons. Gene Ontology annotation, molecular function: RNA binding; structural constituent of ribosome. Gene Ontology annotation, biological process: translation. The record is from RefSeq and is a predicted model, not a curated record. Gene Ontology annotation, cellular component: cytosolic large ribosomal subunit; ribosome.
CGCUGUUAUUAAGAUUCAGAAUGUCCGCCGAAGAUCAGACCAACCAACAGAAGAACGUGAUGCGCGAGUUGCGCCUCGAGAAGUUGGUUCUCAACAUCUGUGUGGGUGAAUCCGGAGACAGACUUACCCGUGCUGCCAAGGUGUUGGAACAGUUGACUGGUCAAACCCCUGUUUAUUCCAAGGCCCGUUACACUGUCCGUACUUUUGGUAUCCGUCGUAACGAAAAGAUCGCUGUCCAUGUCACUGUCCGUGGACCCAAGGCUGAGGAGAUCUUGGAACGUGGUCUCAAAGUCAAGGAAUAUGAGCUCAAGAAGUCAAACUUCUCAGAGACUGGUAACUUUGGUUUCGGUAUCCAGGAACAUAUUGAUUUGGGUAUCAAGUACGAUCCCUCCAUUGGUAUUUACGGUAUGGACUUCUUCGUCUGCAUGAACCGCCCUGGUAACCGUAUCACCAAGCGUCGUCGCGCUGUUGCCAAAAUCGGUCUUAAGCACCGUGUCACCAAGGACGAGACCAUGAACUGGUUCAAGCAGCGUUUUGACGGUAUCCUCACUAACCGCAAGUAAAAAAAAAGUAAUGAAUAAAUGAGUGAAACAACACAUACAAUCAUACGAGUACCAUAACACAGUGCACGCUUGAGUUCAAACGGCGAGGAAGGAAUGUGCCAUGAUGACUUUGAGCACUGAAAAAAAAAUACAUUUAAAAGGUAGACAAGCAUUUUUCACUUCCCGAUGUAAAAUUGAUGUAAAAAACGAGGUUGCAAAAACUCGUUAUUCUCUCUCUCAUUGUCUCUGCUUGGUUGACUUUUAUUAAUUAAAAAAUCUAAG